UGGAUCUUGAAGCGGCGCGGCCGCCCAGCGGUGGCGAGGAUGACAACAGCGCCCCGAGCAGCGAGGAAGCCGGCGAAGAUGACGGCGUCGCAGCCACCGCCACGGGCGACGAUGACGAUCCCUUCUCUAGCGACGCCGGUCUCCUCAGCACAGACGACGAGGACCACGUUGGUGUCACCACGGGCGAUGAGUUUGAUCCGUCCUUGGAUCCGCUGCCCGAAGGCGACGACGAGGCGCCCGGCGACAUGCUCACAUUGGAAGCCAGCGCGCUCGAGCUACCGGCCGCACCAAGCGGCAGCCCGCCGAUGAGUAUUGCCGUCGACACUGCACCUCCUGUCAGCGCCGAGCUACCUCCAACGCCGUCCGCCGCGGCGCGUCGGCAAGAGAAGCGUAACAAGGUCAAGUCCAAGCGGGAUGUGGUGCCCGUCAAGCCCGGCUACUUUCAGCACGAGCGCGCAGUGGUGGCGCUGAGCCUCAAGAAGCUGCGCGCGAUGCGGCGCAAGGCGCCGAUCCAGGUGCGCAUCUUCACGGCGCCGCGCCGCGUGCACACACCGUUCGACAACUACGUCUGCGCCACGUCCGAAGUUGUGUGCAGCGACAUCUUUUGGUCGGCGCUCCAAGGCAACAUGCUGCGGCUACAGCACCUCGUGCGCGUUGAAGGCAUCGCAGUCGACACGACAGCCGACCCAUGGAUGAUGCACCAAACGCCGCUGCAUUGGGCGGCGAAAGGGGGAUCGACCGACGCGGUGGCUUUACUCUUGGCCCACGGCGCCAGCGUCUACAGUAAAGACGACAAUGGGAGCAUUCCACUACACUUGGCGUGCUAUGCGGGCCACGCCCAAGCCGCCAUUUUACUCCUUCAAGCGGGGGAUCUCAAGGACCUCCUUAUCGCCGACUACGACGCGAACUUGAAUUCGCUCGAAUGGGCGACCGUGCGCGGACAUGCGCAGUGCGUACAAAGUCUCAUCAAGUACACGGACACGAUGAAGACAGCCGACGAGAAGCGCGCCGAAGAGAAGGUAGCGGCGCAGCGCGCCGAGUAUCAGCGCCUACAGGCCCUUGCCGAGCAAGCCAAGGUAGCAGCAAGCCUCGGCGAGGCUGUCGUGCUCGAUCGAAGCGACGUGGCGCGGGUCGACUUGAGCCCCGCGCCCCAAUAGAGCUUCAAAACUCUUUUGGUGGCGUCUGGUGUGCGUUUUACAAAGCCAUGUGCAAUAAUUGCACACAAGAAUCGGAACAAUAACGUCUCGGC
Saprolegnia parasitica CBS 223.65 is the source of this 1249-nucleotide messenger RNA. RefSeq lists its product as hypothetical. The record is from RefSeq and is a predicted model, not a curated record. Gene Ontology annotation, molecular function: protein binding. The transcript has 12 exons. Gene Ontology annotation, cellular component: cytoplasm; nucleus. The coding region runs from base 246 to 1157 and encodes 303 amino acids. NCBI's taxonomy places the organism in Eukaryota, Oomycota, Saprolegniomycetes, Saprolegniales, Saprolegniaceae.